CAUUUUUAUACCAAUCUGCCAAACAGGCCCUCGAGAACAUCCGAUAUAACGGGGACUUUUCAUUUUCACCAGAAUAUAAGUACAAGCAAUUCACCAGAGUCUCUCUUGAAGGCCCCAAAGGCCUCUGUCUCUCUGAAUCUUGCAAUUGGAGGCCUUCCUUUCCUGGGAAUGAGAGUUCCUCGAAGUCUUGAGGUUUGGAAGAUGGGCACUGUCAAUUACUUGGAUGCACUUAAGUUGCAGGAUAAGCUUAUCUCCCGUAGAAAAACUCAUAAGAUUUCAGAUACCGUCUUAUCACUACAACAUCCACCUACAUAUACGCUGGGGAAACGGCGCACUGAUCACAAUUUGCUAGUCCCUGAGUCUGACCUUAAAACUAUAGGAGCUGAACUGCACUACACACAAAGAGGAGGAGACAUUACAUUUCAUGGUCCACAUCAAGCCAUCUUAUAUCCUAUUAUUUCUCUCAGAGAUAUUGGACUUGGUGCAAGGAAUUAUGUUGAAAAACUUGAGUUAACUAUGAUUGAAUUGGCGUCUCUAUAUGGUGUGAAGGCUCGUGCUGGGGGAGUAGGUGAGACAGGAGUUUGGGUUGGAGAGAGAAAAAUUGGUGCAAUCGGGGUUCGGAUUUCAUCUGGGAUUACCUCUCAUGGGUUGGCAUUUAACAUUGAUCCUGAUCUAAACUAUUUUAAGCAUAUUGUGCCUUGUGGGAUUGCUGAUAAAGAAGUUACAUCUCUUAGAAGGGAGACAGAUUUGGUUCUUCCUACUGAAGAAGUGAUCCAUGAGCAGUUGAUUUCUUGUUUUGCGAGAUUGUUUUGUUUUAGUGACCUUAUUUGGAAAGAGGAUGCUCCAAUAUUGCCAGAUAAUGGGGAAGCUGAAUGAUAUUUUUCUGUUGUAUGCCAAAAAACUGUGUAAUUGUUUUACAGCCUAAAUUUUGUAAUUUAUUCAUUUUUUGUGAUUCCAAUUUUUCAGUUGGCAAUAA
Vitis vinifera (wine grape) is the source of this 976-nucleotide messenger RNA. RefSeq names its product octanoyltransferase LIP2, mitochondrial. Gene Ontology annotation, cellular component: mitochondrion. The transcript has 2 exons. Bases 169 to 876 code for a protein of 235 amino acids. NCBI's taxonomy places the organism in Eukaryota, Viridiplantae, Streptophyta, Magnoliopsida, Vitales, Vitaceae. The record is from RefSeq and is a predicted model, not a curated record. Gene Ontology annotation, biological process: protein lipoylation. Gene Ontology annotation, molecular function: lipoyl(octanoyl) transferase activity.